CGGUCCCCCGCCCCCUCCCUCCGCCUCCUCCUCCCUCGCCCGCAGCCGAGCGCCCCCUCCCCCACCCGUCGGGCUCCUCGGCGGCUACUGCAGAGGAUUCAGAGCCGAGUCGCUGAGGAGGAGGCUCCCGGUCCCUGCGCGCCAUCCGCCACCUUACUGGACACGGGCGAGGGAGCGAGAGCGUCGCGUCUGUAGCCUCCAGAGAAGACAAGGGCAUCGUCGCCUCGGCCACCGCCGCCGCCGUUUUCGCCUGCAGCGGCUCGUCGUGGGCAUGGAUUGUAUCCGAUCAUCCUUUUAUUUUCAUGAACCCGUUUUUGGACCUUGCGUGGAACAGGCAUCAGAUCCGCAGUCUUCCACAAUGAACCCUGUUUACAGCCCCGUGCAGCCUGGGGCUCCUUAUGGCAACCCUAAAAACAUGGCCUAUACAGGUCUCUGGCUGCCAGGGAGGAGCUUGGGCCUUCACUGUCACCACAAGUGCUGUCACAAUUGUUACCCCACAGCCUACCCGGCAGCAGCCCCUGCCUACAAUCCCAGCCUGUACCCCACCAAUAGCCCCAGUUAUGCUCCAGAGUUUCAGUUCCUGCAUUCAGCUUAUGGAUACCAUGAAGCAACUCUGCUGAUGAAACAGGCCUGGCCACAGAACUCGUCUUCCUGUGGCACUGAAGGCACCUUCCACCUCCCAGUGGACACCGGGACCGAGAACCGAACUUACCAAGCAUCCUCUGCGGCUUUCAGAUAUACUGCGGGGACACCAUACAAGGUCCCGCCAACCCAGAGUAAUACUGCUCCGCCCCCCUACUCCCCAUCACCCAACCCCUAUCAGACGGCCAUGUAUCCAAUCAGAAGUGCCUACCCCCAGCAGAAUCUGUAUGCCCAGGGAGCCUACUAUACACAGCCGGUGUACGCUGCCCAACCCCACGUCAUCCACCACACCACGGUCGUCCAGCCCAACAGCAUUCCCUCUGCCAUCUACCCAGCGCCUGUCGCUGCCCCCAGGACCAACGGCGUGGCCAUGGGCAUGGUGGCUGGCACCACCAUGGCGAUGUCAGCAGGAACCCUGCUGACUGCACCCCAGCACACCGCGAUUGGGGCACACCCUGUCUCCAUGCCAACAUACAGGGCCCAAGGGACCCCUGCGUACAGCUACGUGCCCCCGCACUGGUAAAGCCUGCAGCCCAUGCAAGUGAGUGGGGCCGGGGCGGGAGAGAUCUGGAGUCACACAUUGUAUGCAACUACUCAAGUCUUACACAGGUGCUGGAGCAGUUCCCUAGCAGCACCACCUCUAUUUGCAAGAAGAGACAACGGAAGUGCAAGGGUCACUUUAUGCAUCUUAAUGGUUUUGGUUUUUAUUUUUGGUUUUUGUAAAAGCUGCUUUUUCUAAUCUCCUGCCUCUCCCCACUAUCACCCUCUUAGCCACUGCCUCUCUGGCUCGACCCCCUCCUCCUACCUGACCAGGCACAUCCUCUCUGCUCUUCCCGUCCCAAAGUACCCAGUCCCCGGGGAUCCCAGUCUAGUUGCAGGCAGAGAGUGGGGUUUAUUGCAGUGGUUCAGCUGAAGGCACAAUUUCCUUUGAAGAGCAUAACAGAUGUGGCCCUCGGGUCCAGGGUAGGAACUCAGAACUGUUGAGCAGGCCACAUCUCUGGGGGAUUGUUUCUUUUUUGAUUUUCUCAAGCACGAUUAGUUUAGGACAUUAUUGUGUCUUGACACAAACGAAAUGUCUUCUGAGAACCAUCGUAACAGACCAAGAACCAAACCCCCUGAUUAGGUAGGAGUGUUCAUAGCAGCUUAAUACCCCAGGUGAGAACCUGGGAAAACCAGAUUCUUUCUUUGGGAAAACUUGGGGGGGGGGGGGGGGGGGGAAGGAAGAGAGAAGAGGGGAGAGAGGUGCUUGCUUGCUGGCUUUGGUUUGUAAGGUCUCUGGCCAAACUGUCUGGGCCUGGACCCUCUGAUUUGCACGGUGAUGUUAACUGACCUGGCACUUCCUCAGAAGGUGAUUUUGACCUCAGACCUGCCAAGCAGCUGCAGGGUGGUGGGCUCCCAGCCUCCCAAAGCCUUGGAAGGCCAGGUGCCCUGUGUAAUCCAGACCUUGGCUUCUGAGCCCUCAUGGACCCACUCUGAUGAGGAGCUUCCUCCUGAUUAGAGUGGGAACCUAUAGUAUUCUCUCCCUUCCCUCUGCCCUUCGUAAUGCCAGGGCUCACCUGUGUGUCUGUGGGCAGGCAGGCAUGCCAAGCUCUUGGUUACCUUGUGCCAUUCAUGGCCAAAGUGAAGGAACCACAUUCCAGGUGGGUGCUGGCAGCUCGGAGGGUCAGGAUAGUGAAGGAAAAGCAAUAGCAAUAAACAUUUCAUAGCCUCAUGGAACUGAAGGGACCUUAGCAAUCAUCUCAUCCAUUCCCCUAUUUGACAGAUGAGGAAGCUGAGGCCCAGAGAACAGAAAAGGACUUCCCUAGACCUCGCAGUAAAUUAGCAUUAAAUGCAGCCUUCCUACCUAGGGGCAUGUUGCCCAAAAUUUACUGAGGAAUGGAUCAGAUGAAUCGGCUUAGUUUUGUAAAAAUUAAGUCAGCAGCGCCCCACCUGGUGAGCUCUGGGCUUUGGUUUCUGCUCUUUUCCUCCACUCACUUCAAAGAUGGGGGUUGAAGACUAGGCAGAGGUCACAUGGGGGCAGAUGGCAGAAACAGAAGUUUCAAAUGAAGAAAUAACAUUUGGAAAUUCUGUGAAGACAUCUGAAACUUUUGUCCUAUACCUGACUCCAGCCCUAGGAGAAGGAGCAGAUGGGCUGGCUAAAAAGGAGAGUCCAUGCUGUUAGGACAGCAGCCCCUCGUCUUGAGAGGAAAGGAGCAUGAGGAUGAGGCCCAGGAGACAUGGGCUCUCCUGGGAGAAGGAGGACCCCUGGGUCAGGAGGCCCCCUAGUCUCAGCCAGGAGCUGGGUUGCCGAGCACUGCCCCCCUGGCCCCACCGCUUGGCUGGGCCAGCAGCCCCUCUGGGGGGAUGCAGGAACAUUUACUGUACAAAAUGAGAUCAUUGAUAAUAUUUGGGACUUUUAAAUAACUCUUUUCAUUUUAAAUUCAUGCAAACAUACCCCUACCCCUACCUCCCAUGUCUCCCUAAAGGAGGAAAAAAUCAGGAAACCCUUGGGCCAGCAGGACCUGUCUGGCUGUUCCCAGGAGGUCAAAGACCAUCAGCAUCCUUGGCCCAGAGCUAGGACUUGGGGGCCCAUCUUCUUGGCCUUCCAGGGAACUGCAAGACCAGUAAGGAGAAACCCAGCUGUUCUGUGGUCUGCUCUGGGGUGCUGAAGAGGUUUUGUUUUAAAACAACAGAAAGUUUUCCAGUGUUAAUCCAUUUUGUCCAAAUACCUCCUCCUACUCUCUGGUUUUGUAAGAGUGAGUGAAGGUUGUUUUAGAUUAUGUCAUACAUGUUUGGAAAAUGCCAAAAUAAUAAUAAUGAUAAUAAUAAUUAUAUUAGGAAACCUUUGCAUUUGUCAGGUGCUUCAUAGAUUUCAGAGCACUUCACAGCCUUUAAUUUACUGGCUCUGAGAGAGAGACGGGGUCCGUGUUAUUACACCCAUUUGACAAGUGAGGAAAUCGGUUCUAGAAGGAAAGGGAACAUCCUCAGAGUGAGCACAAUGCUGGUAUCCCGACAGGCUUCCCUGAACUGUGCUACCUCCAGGUGGGCUAGGGUAGAACCAGAGAGGAGGGGAAAAGGAGGAGACCUAGGGAUGACCUUGUGACUGUUGUGCUUUCUACACCAGUAAGUAAAAACUAACAUUUAGUACCUCACAGUUCACGAAGCAAUUUCACAUCCAUCCCUGGUUUAACCUUGUGAGAUAGAUUGUUCCUCCCAUUUGAUCCAUGAAGAAACUGAGACUCAGAAAAGCAAAGUGACUUGCUCAUAAGUGGCUAAGCCACUUGAAUCCCAGUCUGUCUGCUCUCUCUUUCCCGCCAGUCUGACUCCACACACAGGCUCUUGGACUGAACCAUCUGUGCUCUGCACCCUCUCUUAGCCCUAGCAUGUCAUUCAAGAUCAAAGACAGGCCCCAAGGCAAAAACGAGGCACAGAGAGGCUGUGGUCUAGAAGAGCCCACGCCCAGCACCCUUUUUCAGUAGGAGCACCGGAGCCCCAGUUCAGCUGGCCUCAGCCUCUUGCUUUGAUGGACAUCCACAAGCCUGGCCAAGCUUGGGGAGUCACUGCAAAGGGACUGAGCCCAGGAGAGCAGGGGCAGUGGUGUGCCUCUGGUGGGAUGAACAUACCUGGUAGGAUCACCGUGCCUGUAGGGAGGUACGAUAGGUAUCAUCCAAAGAUGCUAGAUGGCCCAGUGGUCAAGUUGGACGGAGGGUCAGAGCUGGAAGGGCCCUGUCAUUGUAGGAAGGCCAGCAAGCCAGAGAGGACAAGGAGUGUGCCAGCCGGACAUAGUGAGCUGCAGUGCUGGCACCAGCAUGCAAACUCCUCUCUCUACCCCACUCCACUGCCUCUCCCAGUACCACAAGUUUGGUGGCCAGGGUUAGGGGUACAAAUGGUUCCAAUCACCAGCCAACCCUCUUGGCUUCCCCCAUGUUUACCUGACUCCCUCUCCUCAUUAGCCUGGGGCCUAGGAAGCUGGAGUCUGGAAACUGGAGUGCCCUCAAGUGGUGAGAGCCUGAAACAAUCUUUCUACCACAUUUUGAAAAUUUUAUUUCUUCCCCAUGAGACAGGACAGUUGCUGCUGCUCCUCUCUCUGUCUCCUGGCAAUGACCCUAAAGUGCAUAUCUCCCUCCCUAAAUAUUGAACAAGGACACACACACAUGCCAGAGCUUUUUUCAUGCACAAAGUACUUUGACAUUGAUUGCCAAAAUCCCCAUUUUAUAGAUGGAAAAAACUAAGUCUCAGAAGGCUUAAGAGACUUGCCAAAGGUCACUCUGCUCUUUCUGCUGGCACCUAGUGGGGUCUGAGUGGCAGGCAUGAAGAAGAGAUGGGCUACCUUUCUGUCCUUAAACAGAGGAAGACUGAGCAGCUCAGUCCUCCCAGCUGAGCAGAUUUUUAGAGGGGCCCUGGGGACCCAGAGGCAUAUCCAGCAGGCAGCACCAGGAGGAUGAGCAUUUGCAACAAAAGGCCUAACUUGAACAAAACACUUUGGGGUCAUGAUGCCUAGGACUGAAGACAUGUUCAAGGGCAGCCCUGGGAAUCUGUCCAUUGAAAGACCCAUGUCCCUGGGAGGCCUGUCCACACUUGCUUUUUGGCCUUGGAGAGCCUGCCCACUGCUCAGAUCCAGUGAGUUGGCACUUCCAGGGGACCUGGUUGUAGCCCUGAAUGGCCAAAAGCAGAUCUGACUCCAUUCCCUGUGCUUGCUUUUCCCCUGGGUGAGAACCAGGACCUAGAGAGACACUGCACAGUCCUUAGUCCUCACCCCAACUCUUACCCCUGGAUGCCCAGAUUGUUCCAAGUUUGAGGUAUCCCAGUCUCGGAGAUCUUGGGGUGCUGCUUUGGAGGGGCUUGCUUUGUUACGAGUGGCCUUCAGAAAUUAAUCACGUGGAGUAUUAAAGUAGGGCAGAGCCCUUGGUCGCCAAGUUCUGGCAUCCUCAUUGUGCAGACAGAACUCGGCCAGAGUCCCAGCAAGGCACUGACCGAGCCAGGCCUGGAGCCCUGCAUAUCAGAUUCCUUGACUCUGCUCCGUGGCCAAAGAAGGGCCUAGAGGGCAUGGGUCUUUGUCUUGGUGUGGUCUUGGUCACAGCACUCUGGCUGGAUCAUUCAUUAGGUGUAACCACGGCAUUUCUCCUCAAUUGCAGUUGAGUGAAAGUAGGUGGAAGGUCUGCUUUUCCACCCUGUGUUCCACUGGAUCAUUACAGGGUAUGCGGUCCCCAGCUGCUUGCCAAGCUUGGGAAUCCAGAGAAGGGCAGGUUGGGCAGUGGAGUGGGCAGGUGAGAAGCAGGCUCCAUGCCGGUAUGCAACCCCAGGGGGAUCCAGGCCCAACCCAUCUCUGAAAGCAGGAUCACAGCAGAGGAAACCCAGCCAGGCUGACGUCAGAUUCCACACCUGAGCCUCUGAGAGCUCAGGUUCCUAUGGGCAUGCCAGGCUAGCUGCAGGAUUUAUGCUUUACGUGUCCAUGUUCCCCUCUCCUAGAAAACUUGUUUCUGAAAUUAGGCAUUACAUGGUUCUAGGACCCAGCCUUCAAAAUUCCCGGCAGGCUAGCUUCAACAUUCCAUAGCCAACCUUGCCUGAGCCAGACUUGGGUCCCACUCCCUCAGUUUCUUCAAGGGGUACUUUCUAUCUUGCAUGCUGUUCAGUCCAGCCCAGUGGCCAAGUGAGGAACAUGGGAGUUGGGACUGGCUGCCACAAAGUCAGAAAGGGAAACUAGAGCUGUUGCUUCCCUAUGGCUACAUCUGUAGUUCCUGGGCAUCCUUGCUGUUGCAGUGAGGCCUGGUACCCAUUCCAGCUCCUGGUAGAGGGGUUAUUUUCCUUCCUGAAGAUGCAACAGCUUUGCAGAUAAGUACCAGCCCAUGGGAGUCAAAUGGGUGAAAUCAUCUUGGGCCUGACCCCAACAAGACCAGCAUCUCCAGGCUCCAGCCUUCCUCCUCAUGCCUGAGUGUCAAGGAAAGAGUGGGACUGCCCAGAGACCACCUUCUUGGGUCAGCCAGAUUGUCUGGAUCUAUGGUGGGACUCAAGCUCCUCCUUACCCAUGUGGAGGUAAGGCCAGGCCUCUAGCAACUUGGAGUUGUCUGUAAUGACCUUUAAAGGCCCAAGGGCCUGUCCCCAUCUCCUGACUAAAAGGCAUCUGCAUCCCUGUUUCAUAUCACAUGACAGAGAAACCUGUUCUCGUGGCAUGUAACAUCCCUGUGAGAGAGCGUUGUAUAUGAUUUUGUAUUUUUUAAUUCCUUUUAAUCUACAGGUUGGAAUCUAAUUUUUAAAUUUUAUUGGAACUCACAUUUUAAAAAGAAAAACAAAAUAAUAAUAAUAAUAAUAAACCUUUGACUGGUGUCUUCCAAGUAGUUUGAUCAAAGAACUUAUAGGUGUUUUCAAAACACAGCCUGGAGUGUAAAGAUUGGAAAGCCCCAUGGCCUCGCUUGUGUGUACGAAGUGUAAAUCUGGUUUUGUUUUGUUGUUUUGGAUUCUUUUGGGUUUUUGUUUCGUUUUGUUUUGAAGAUCAGAUAGUGAUCACUCUGAAAGAUUGAAGCCAAGAAUUUGUAACUAUGAUAUUUACUGUAAGCUGUAGAACAUUCAAUAACUAUUAAAAAAAAAGUUUCCAAAAAAAAAA
Molecule: messenger RNA, 7222 nt
Organism: Equus caballus (horse)
Lineage: Eukaryota; Metazoa; Chordata; Mammalia; Perissodactyla; Equidae
Source: RefSeq, a predicted model, not a curated record